Messenger RNA from Exaiptasia diaphana, 1057 nucleotides. RefSeq names its product copper chaperone for superoxide dismutase. The coding region runs from base 60 to 854 and encodes 264 amino acids. Lineage: Eukaryota; Metazoa; Cnidaria; Anthozoa; Actiniaria; Aiptasiidae. Gene Ontology annotation, biological process: removal of superoxide radicals. The transcript has 9 exons. The record is from RefSeq and is a predicted model, not a curated record. Gene Ontology annotation, molecular function: copper ion binding.
UACACAUGAAAGUGGAUGAUAGUUGACGACUGCUCCAAAAAAGUCUAAUUUUUGCGAAUAUGGCUGAUUCUUCGCCCACAGUCACAAAGAUUGAGUUUGCAGUCAAGAUGACGUGCGGGAGCUGUGCUGAUAAAGUAAAGUCAGCUCUCGAAGGUGUUGAUGGAAUUAAGUCAUACUCAGUUGAUCUUGGUGAGGAGAGGGUAGUYGUGGAUACUGUUUUGGCAUCAGGAAGAGUUCAAGAACUCAUAGAAACUACAGGGCUAAAGACAAUUCUCAGAGGCCAUGGAUCUGGAGGAGACAGCCAGCCAGAGCAUCUAGGAGCAGCUGUAGCUAUGAUGAGUGGAAGUAAUGGUACCAAGGGACUGACCAGAUUUGUCCAGGUAACAAGAGAAAACUGUGUAAUUGAUGGAACCAUUGAUGGCUUAUCUCCUGGUCUUCACGGCUUUCAUAUUCAUGAGUUUGGRGAUUUGUCCAAUGGGUGCAACAGCACUGGUGACCAUUUUAACCCCUACAAUAGGGACCAUGGUGGCCCUGAUGAUGAAAACAGGCAUAUUGGAGAUUUAGGGAAUGUCAUUGCCAAUUCUGAUGGAAGAGCAACCUUUCGAAUAGAAGAUAGUAAAAUAAAGGUCUGGGACAUCAUUGGUCGUGCUGUCGUGAUUCAUGAAGGUGAAGAUGAUCUGGGAAAAGGUGGCCAUCCACUUUCCAAAAAGACUGGAAAUUCAGGAGCAAGAGUUGGAUGUGGAAUUAUAGCAAGAUCAGCUGGCCUGUUUCAAAAUACUAAGAAAUAUUGUGCUUGUGAYGGACGCAUAUUAUGGGAAGAUGGACCUAUCAAACCAACAGCAUCACAGCUUUGAACACCAUUCAAAUAAUGGAAAACUAAACUAAUAAUGUAUACAUUGUAUACUGGUGAUUUAUACAUGUACUUGGCUUCUGCCAUGACUCUUUGUAUGGUCCUGUCUGAUAAUAUAAAUGCACAGGAAAACCCCAAAGAAAAAUAUUGGGCUGCCUGUGAGGRAGGCCACAGGCAGCUAUCCAAUUAAUGGCUACAAAGUAAUCA